AUGUCUCUUGCAGAUCUCAAAGUCGGCGGACUAUAUGUCAUUCUUCAAGCGCGUCAAGAACCACCCGAGCCCAAUGAGUUUUACUGGGGUCUAUAUCUCCACUCGGAUUCCGUUGGAGGGAUGGCAUACCAUGUCGUAGAUGCAGGAUCUGGCCUGAGACCUGAGCAUGAGUAUACUGGUGCAGUAUUCAGUACUCCCCUUCUUACGGGCCUAUUCCGAGUUGCCGAUAUCGCUCGCCCCUUGCAUCCAUUUGUCGACAGAGUAAUAAGAUCCUACGAUAGCAGCCUCAACUGCCCCGGAAGAAGCAGUAACAGCAAGUUCUGGGUUUUGAAUGUUCUUGCACUGCUGAUCCAACCCACAGCUACGGGAUGGCUCCCAGUGAAUUGUCAUAACUUGCCGAUCUUGGAGCAGGAAAUUCGCGAUUGGGGCAACCGAAUGUCUCAGGGGAGAUGUAUCUAUCAAAGACCCAAACCAGUUGGAUCUUCUACAAUUUGCGGCUUGCCAGAAUGGAAGACACAGCCAAUGGAAUAA
Molecule: messenger RNA, 531 nt
Organism: Penicillium vulpinum
Lineage: Eukaryota; Fungi; Ascomycota; Eurotiomycetes; Eurotiales; Aspergillaceae
Exons: 2
Coding region: 1-531 (176 amino acids)
Source: RefSeq, a predicted model, not a curated record